Gossypium raimondii (Peruvian cotton) is the source of this 2551-nucleotide messenger RNA. RefSeq names its product BTB/POZ domain-containing protein At1g63850. Gene Ontology annotation, molecular function: protein binding. The record is from RefSeq and is a predicted model, not a curated record. NCBI's taxonomy places the organism in Eukaryota, Viridiplantae, Streptophyta, Magnoliopsida, Malvales, Malvaceae.
UUUACUUUUUGUCUUUGCUUUGCCUCUCUGCUCUCUUUUGACAUCAACAAUCUCCCCACCAGGUUUCUUUUUCUUUCUUUUCUCCCAAUUCCUAUCAAUCCAAUAUAGCCACAAAACGAUAACCCUGAUCGGCUGAACCUCCCCAAUUCCAAAAACUCAAAACAAAGUAUAAUGUGAUACUUAUUCAUACAGCCUCAUGCUGUCUCUUGCUUCAAUUCUGAUCCAACUGCCCUCAGCGUCUCUGUCUCUCUUACUCGUUUUCAUCGCCAUUUAUAAUAGCUACAAUUGUUGACGCCUACAAGACGAUUGGACAGUACCAAAAGCAAAACAUUAUAGCAAUAUUAUAUAGUGAGACCUUCCAUGGCAGCAGCGAUAUCAUUUACCCAGCUCAAAUUCCAAGUUCAACCUAUCAAGCCCAAACGCCGCCAGUGUAAACAAACCACCAUUUCUUCCUCUGUAUCCACGUCAGCUGCCACUACUGCCUCUGCAAAUAACUACCCUGAUUCAGGUUUCUCUGGGAUUUUGACGUGGAAACCCGACGCGCCAUCUGAUAGCUCUUGGAGUUGCAUUGCUUCCAAGCCUCUCCCCACUCCUCGGCUAGGCUCGCGGUGUUUGACCGAGUCUUUGUGGGGUUUGAAGAACCGACAUUCUCCGGACAGUAUAUCACCCGUCAUGGACUUCACGGGCGGGAAGACACUCUCCAACAGUCACUCUCCGUCGAGUUUCACCAAGUUCAAUUCUGCCUUCACAGCGGGACUUUUAAACCCGAUGUCCCCACCACCGAACAAGACACGGUCCAGCCCAGUCGUUUGUGAACUGAUUGCUAGCUCCUCCAAUAUCCACCAAAGAACUCAAACCAAAAACCAAGCUCUGAUCCAAGUGCCUAUUUCCGAUCCCAGACAAAAUCAAACCCCUCCGGUUAUUGAUAAGCGGGCAUUGACCAUGCAACAGAUUUCGGAUCUUUUGUCUAUCCGUAGUCCUGGGAACAAGUUUAACGACCCGGGUUCAAGUGAUAUAAAGCUGACGUUGAGUUCCAAGGAUGGGAUUAGCGUGUCAAUGAACGUCCACAAGCAAAUACUGGUGGCUCACAGUAGGUUCUUUGAAGUUAAGUUAUCGGAUAAAUUGGCAAAGUACCAGUGGAAUGGAUCAGCUGAGGUGUACAUGGUGGAAAUAACAGACUGUGAUGACGUAGAGGUUUAUAUAGAGACUUUGAGGUUGAUGUAUUGUAAAUAUUUGAGGAAGGAAUUAAUGAGAAAUGGCAUUUCUAAGAAUAUUAAAAUUUUGAAGGUUGCAGUGGUAAUUGGAUUUGAUGCCGGGGUUCUAUCUUGCUUGGAGCACUUGGAAGCCGCUCCUUGGGCUGAGGAUGAUGAAGAAAAAGUGACUUGUGCAUUGGCAGAGCUCCGCCUUGAAAAUGUUGGAGCAGGGGAUGUUUUGAAGAGGGUUUCUGUUGAAGUUACAAAUGGAACUGGUGAGGUUGGAGAUAAUGAACAAGUGCUACUCAAGCUCUUGCAUGUGGUUCUAGAAGGUAAAGAUGAGAAAGCAAGGCGUGAAAUGAAAGGUUUGGUCUUGAAGAUGCUUCGUGAGAAUUCAUCUCCGAAUGAUCUGAGGAAAGAGUCAUUGUAUUCAGCUUGUGAUGGCUGUCUGGAACUGCUCCGACACCAUUUUCUCCGAGCAGCUUCGUCUGAUUUGCAGGAUGUGAGUCAGAUUGCAAGACAGGCAGAUAAUUUGCACUGGAUGUUGGACAUUUUGAUUGAAAGGCGGAUUGCUGAGGAUUUUCUAAAAUCAUGGGCUUCCCAGUCCGAAUUAUCUGAUGUUCAUUCCAAAGUUCCAGCCGUCCAUAGGCAUGGUGUCAGUAGAGUUACAGCACGGCUAUUUGUGGGGAUGGGGAAGGGGCAGUUGUUGGUGCCAAAGGAAGUGAGGUACAUGCUUUUACAGACAUGGUUGGUGCCAUUCUAUGAAGAUUUUGGGUGGAUGAGGAGGGUAUCAAAAGGUGUUGAUACACAUUUAAUUGAGGAUGGUCUUAGUAACACAAUUCUCACUUUACCUCUGGCUUGGCAGCGCGAGAUUUUGCUUGCUUGGUUCUACAGAUUCUUGAACUCUAGUGAAAAUUGUCCCAACAUUCAAAGAGGAUUUGAAGUUUGGUGGAGGAGGGCUUUCUGGCAGCGCAAUGGUGAACAACAACUACCAACGCAAUUACACCUUACAACUCCAACAAACGCGAACUCAUAAAGUUGCCAUUUCCAUGGUGCAGAACCUACUUUAAUGGGCAUGUUUUUGUUUGUUUUUCCAAUACUUUGUCUUCAUUCUAUAUUGAUGGCUCUGUUCUUAAGUCUUGUUGUAUGCCGAACAGAGAACCAUAGAGAGGGAUAUGGAAGCCAUUAAACAUAUUGCUAGGAUAUUAGGGGCUUGGAAGCUUAACUCAGAACUUAGUUACUGGCUUAUUGCUAGGCUGAUAAUUGAUAGCCUUGUAUUCUCCUUCAGCUCUUGUCCAUUAUAGGAACAUUUCUCUGUGUUGUUAAUGAUGAUUUUUAUCUAUUUGUUUAGAAUUCCA